Molecule: messenger RNA, 1941 nt
Organism: Folsomia candida
Lineage: Eukaryota; Metazoa; Arthropoda; Collembola; Entomobryomorpha; Isotomidae
Product: alkylglycerol monooxygenase
Exons: 7
Coding region: 483-1808 (441 amino acids)
Biological process (GO): lipid biosynthetic process
Cellular component (GO): endoplasmic reticulum
Molecular function (GO): oxidoreductase activity; iron ion binding
Source: RefSeq, a predicted model, not a curated record
GUCUCACGCUAAUCACCUUUAAUUGAAUUGAUUAUAUACCAGUACGGAAAAACCAUCCAAUAAAAACGGUCAGCCUAUUUACAACUGCGCCGAUUACAUAGUUCAAUUUAAACUUUAAUCGUAAGUAAUGGUGGUAAUACCAAAUUAAAGUUGUUGACGUUAAAUUGAUGGCAUAUUGCAUAGUAUAGUGGAUAACCUUCACUCGGUUCAAGCUCAGUUUACCAAGUGCAGAGAUGUCAUAAUCUCGAUAUGCACAUAUAACAGAGAAACUGAUACAUAUCUAAUGAAUAUCUACUGAUAGAUAACGUAAUUUAAAACAUGUGUCGUGUCGUUCUGAUAUCUCUCCGUUAAAUCGAUGGCUGAAGUUUGUUUUAUGAAGGAGCAAUGAUUGAUUAAUUAACAAUUGAUUGACACUUCUGGGAGUGAGCCAUACAAAUUUAUUUUUGAAAUAUAAAUAGUUUUAAAUCGUCCAUGAUAUCAUUAUGGAGGUAGUGAAAGGUUUUGGGCGACUGUUUUACUUCAUCAGCCCAAAUGAAACGGCAGUUCCUCGCGUGGAAGAUCUUCCUCAUCCUGAUUACAUCGCUCAGGCUGUCCCCUACUUUCUGACCCUCGUAAUAUUAGAAUUUCUUAUCCAAUGGUGGAAGGGCAAGAGGAGAGCACGCCUCAACGAUGGGAUCACUUCACUAUCCCACGGAAUGUACCUCGGGUGCCAAGAGAUGCUAACUCGCGGCGUCCUUCAUUACGCAUACUGUAAAAUCUACGAAUCCUGGAUUAUUUACGAGCUCCCGUGGGACUCCCCUACAACCUGGUACGUUGCCGCACUGGCCACCGAUUUCGGGUAUUACUGGGUCCAUCGGGCCUCCCAUGAGGUUUCCUUUUUCUGGGCGAAACAUCAAGUCCACCACAGUUCAGAGGAGUACAACCUGACCACGGCGCUGCGACAGUCCGCCCUCCAGCACACGCUCGCCUGGCCGUUCUACUUGCCCAUGGCGUUCUUCGUGCCGCCCUCAAUCUUCCUCGUCCACCAACAGUUCAACACCAUGUUCCAAUUUUGGAUCCAUACCGAACUCGUCGACGACUUGGGACCUUUGGAGUGGGUCCUUAAUACUCCCAAGCAUCACAGAAUCCAUCACGGAAGUAAUCGGUACUGUUUGGACACCAACUAUGCUGGCGUGCUUAUCAUCUGGGACAGAAUGUUUGGAACAUUUGCAGCAGAAAAGAAGGGGGAAAGAAUUGUGUACGGUUUGGUGGGCCAGGUUCAAUCGUUUAAUCCGUUUUGGCUUCAGUUCUAUCACUAUCCAAAGAUCUGGGAGAAAAUGAAGCAAUUUGAUAACUGGAGUGAUAAGUUAUCCGCUGCACUCAAAGGGCCAGGUUGGACGAAGGGAAAACCAAGGUUGGGAGAUCCGAAUGACUGUCCAGAGGUACCCCUCCGAGAAAAGUAUGAUGUUCGAUUGCCAAUGUGGAAAAAUUAUUAUGCUGGAAUCCACUUCCUCAUAACGCUGGCAGGAUUUGAUUACUUGUCCCGACAUUUUUUGAAUUUUAGCCAAAUCACGGUUCUGGCAUCGGUUAUAUUCAUCCUCUUCUCUCUAACAAGUAUCGGACUCAUACUGGAAGAUCGUGGGAUUGGAGCUCUUUCCGAAAUUGGACGCUGCACUUUGGUCAUCUUAUUUGGAUCAAAUGUCGUCAUACAUCCCAUUCUGUCCAAGCUAAUUUACGGCGUCUUUGCACUUUCUAUCUGCAUUUGGAGUAUUCAAUUUACCCAACAGGAUCGCGUCAAUAUCAGUGUUGCUUCCAAGAAGCGUUCGUGAAUCAAUAAAUAAGACAAUCCAUACAUAUUUGCGUACUAUUCCAACUGCGACUUAGGUAGAGAUUGUCGUUUUGCACAAAAAUAUUUACUAGACUGCUCAAUAAUAAAGAUUGUUGAAGAUAAUUUACAAAUUA